GAGAAGGGUGAGCCUGGAGUCCCCGGGGAGGCGGGAGAGCGAGGAGCUCCAGGUCAGCCAGGUGCAGGAGGGGCCAGUGGCACGAAAGGAGAAAAAGGUGAUGUUGGCCCCCCUGGUCCCCCUGGUCCGGUGAUGACAGCUCACGGGUUAAGACAGCUCUCUGGAACAGAUCAAAUAGAGGAAAUUGCCCAAAAGGGAGAAAAGGGUGACAUAGGAGCUCCAGGACCUCAAGGCUUCAAGGGAAACACAGGACCGCCAGGACUAAAGGGAGAUCAAGGAUUAGAGGGGAAGCAGGGUUUACUUGGACCCACUGGACUUCCAGGACUGCCAGGACUUCCAGGAGAGCCAGGCUCAAAAGGGGAGCCAGGGGCAGCAGGAAGAGAUGGCCUAAAAGGAGAAAAGGGAGAUUCUGGUGGAUUACCAGGACCACAAGGACUUCCUGGUCCAAAGGGGGAGCCUGGAGAACCAAGUCUUGGAUCUUUGAGUGAUGGAUCUUCUUCAACAAGAGGUUCUCGAGGACCUAAGGGUGAAAGAGGUAUGCCAGGAUUACCGGGCGAACAUGGAGAAAAGGGUGAACCUGGUGAGAGCAUCAUUGGCCCCGCGGGAGCCCCUGGCAAGCCAGGAAUUGAGGGCCCUCGAGGACCACCGGGUUUAACUGGACCUCCAGGGAAAGAUGGCCCCCCUGGAAGACCGGGCCCUCCUGGACCUCCAGGAGAACCUGUUGCCUUGCCUAUUGCUAAAGACAUGGGUGCUUUCCUUAAGAACGCCUGCAGUGUGUGCCAGACGAGAGUCCCUGGGCUGCCUGGGCAGAAGGGAGAGAAGGGGUCCCCUGGAGAGCAAGGAGCAGAAGGCUUGGUUGGAGAAAAGGGAGAUCCAGGUGUUCGGGGUCCUAUGGGUAACCCUGGGAAAGAAGGCCCAAAGGGAAUAAAAGGAGAAAGAGGCUACCCAGGCCCUUCUGGAGAGAAAGGUGAUGAGGGCCCUCCAGGAGCACCAGGACUUCCUGGUGUAACCGGUCGAACAGGAUCCCCCGGGCUUAUGGGUAGACCUGGACCAACUGGCCAAGCUGGACCAAAAGGAGACAAAGGAAAUGAAGGACCUCCCGGCAAACCAGGACUUCCAGGACCCCCAGGUCCGCCUUAUGUGGAGGGGAAUGGCAUGAGCAGUCUAUACAAGCUACAGAACGGUGGAGCUAUUUUAGGACCUCCUGGAGCUCCCGGUGCUCCGGGUCCCAAAGGAGAUCAAGGACCUGCCGGUGAAACAGGAGCCAUGGGUUUACCAGGGCUUGAGGGACUACCUGGCUCCAAGGGUGAUCCUGGUGUACCUGGUCCACCUGGGUUGCUAGGUCCUCCAGGGAAGCCCGGCGCUCGCGGAGAGCCAGGAAUCCCAGGAGAGCCGGGUGAGAGGGGACCGAUCGGAGAGACAGGAUUCCCUGGACCAGAGGGUCCGCAAGGUGUUCCUGGGAGGCCUGGAAAAGAUGGAAGUCCGGGAUACAAGGGAAUCGCGGGCAAAGCAGGUGACAGAGGAUCCAAGGGAGAACGGGGCGAUCCGGGGAUCCCAGGGGAACGAGGUCUUCAAGGCGAGAGGGGACGCCCAGGAGAUCCGGGCCCCACUGGUCCACCAGGUUUGAAAGGCGAUCCCGGCCCUCCAGGAGAGUUGGAAAGUGUAAAACUUCUGGAUGACCCGGGCUUCACAGGGGAACUCAGAACGUUCAUCCAAAAUGAAGUAAUGAGGAUUUUUCAAGAGAAACUGUCAGGUGCUGCCAUGCAGCAGAAGACUCAUGCAGGCAUCCUAGCCCCUCAGCUCCAAGGGCCUCCAGGACCUCCCGGGAAAGACGGAUCACCAGGCCCACCAGGAGAACCCGGAUCACCUGGUCCUCAAGGAUACAGGGGUCAGAAAGGAGAGCGGGGGCAGAUGGGGCUGGGGUUACCAGGAGAGCCGGGACCCAUGGGGCCACCAGGCCUGCCUGGCUUCCCCUCUCAGGGCCCUCCCGGCUCUCCAGGGCCCAGCGGACCUCCAGGGACAUGUAAGCCCAGUGACUGUCUGCCUCCCUUCUCUUAAGUGUAGCAGAGACUCAGAUAAGCUGAUCUGAGGGCAGCUCUCAGCUCCUCGUUGCAUCUCCAGAGCAGCAAAAGAAUGAGCUCGCUGCACCUGACAACUUCCUCAGCGCAACCAUUUUUUUUUUUCGGACAAACCCACAGCUGACCUCUUUUGUUCACUUCUUGACAACGUUUGGAUGCCGUUGGGGUUUCGUUUUUUGCGGAAUUGCUGUUGUGCUUUGUCUUGAAUGCUGGUGAAAACCUUUUGCAAUGCUGUACUUUAGAAGUUAUUGCUUGUUUUCACAACCCCUACUGUGAUGUGAUGCAUUCCUUGUCAACUCUGAACAUCGCAAGACCAUGAAAUGACUUUAUUUUGUUCAGUUCAGACCUGUCUGAUAACAAAAUCUUAAUUAUUAUGCGUUUGCCUUUCUAAUGGGCAUGUCUAUAAAUCCAUCUAAUAUUCAGAUAAGCUGCUGAGCUGGCAGAAGGUCGUCAUCUCAUGUUUCUGUAGGUGUGUUUGUGUGUUUGCAAGUGUGUGAGAGACAAAAAAAAGAGAAUAAGCUGAGUUAAUGUACUUGUUCUUGUGUAGGUUUGAAAAAAAUAACUCAUUUAUGAAACCUUAUCUUAUGCAACCAAAGUGCAACCAAUGUGUCCAAUGUAGAUGCUAUUUAUUUUCACUGUGUUCCACAAGAAUGUAUAUCAGAUUGUAAUUAUUUUAAAUGUAGCAUGGAUAUUCAAGUAACAAUAUUACUAGGAAGUCGAUUAAAACCUGUUUGGAUUGCUUAUAAUGCAGGGCUUUUUUUAAUCUUUCUAUUGUGAGUCAUGUAUUUUUUGGGGAAAAAAGGGAAAAAAAUGAAAAAAAGUUGCAUUUGCUGCAGAUGUCUUCCCAUUUUCUGUAAGUCAUAUGCGUGAUUGAGGACCGAUGGAGUUUGCCAAGACAAAUUUGAACUGAAAUCCAGCAAACAAUACACUGAUGCAGCUUCAAACUGUUGCAGUUUUUUAUGGGUAAACUUUUAUUUUGAAAAGAUUGUUUUACUGUUACCUUAACUCAUUGGAGGACCGACUUCUUAAGAAAGCUCUUAAUAAUCAUGUAAAGGUUCUCAUAUCACCAGCUGUACCAUCCUGCACAUGCUCAGUGCAUUUGCUUCUAAUUAACAUAUAGUUGUAGAAUUAAAUGAUGGUAUUUAUGAUGAUUUCUUUGAUGUAUCUGUAUAUUUUUGAUUUCAAACAAGGUAAGGAAAUCAGACAUUAUUAGGCUUUUGUUUUGUGCUUCUGAAUGUACUUGAACAUUUUUUGUUCACUAACAACUUAUCAGUAGAUUGUUGUUUGUUUUUUGUGGGGGUAUUUUAAACUGGAGUUUUGAUUUAUUCACUUUCUGUAAAAUUUUUUAAGAUGUUAAGUGCUUAUUUAGGAUGAUUUGGAGUUGACUGAAGCCCAUCAUUAUAGGCAUUUUCUAUCAAGAAAGAUGGAUAUUUGACUAAAUUUAAAAUCCCACUCUGAUCAUUUUUGGAUCUAUUUUCAAACUGUUCUCUUUUUGUCAUGAUUGUUUAAUCCUGAGAGCUCUCUGCUUACACACUCUCGUGCUAGCUUACAACCCCUCAAACCCUCAAGCUAACAUUAGCCGUGUCACAAAAAUGACAAGCUAAUUCGAAGCUAUCAUAUUUUUUUAUGUCACAAAUAAGCUCUUUUUUUCAAACAGCA
Messenger RNA from Oryzias melastigma (Indian medaka), 3737 nucleotides. Its product is annotated as collagen alpha-1(XIX) chain. The transcript is spliced from 36 exons. Lineage: Eukaryota; Metazoa; Chordata; Actinopteri; Beloniformes; Adrianichthyidae. The record is from RefSeq and is a predicted model, not a curated record. The coding region runs from base 133 to 2058 and encodes 641 amino acids.